This is a messenger RNA of Entamoeba invadens IP1, 870 nucleotides long. RefSeq lists its product as hypothetical. The transcript has a single exon. The coding region runs from base 1 to 870 and encodes 289 amino acids. The record is from RefSeq and is a predicted model, not a curated record. Lineage: Eukaryota; Evosea; Mastigamoebida; Endamoebidae.
AUGGGAAACAAAGAGUGCAACACAGUCAAAGCUAUUAAACAGUGCGGACGCUUGGAGGAACUCAACGACACAGUCAGAGUCUCCACCAUACUCCAAUACGAAGAGGACGAGGACAAAGACGAGAAGAUGUCUCACAGCUCAUAUAUCCUCUCUCCAACUCCUUUUGAUGACAAAGUGAUAUCAAAGUCCACUGGAUACCCUCUGCGUCCUCGUUCUGCAAACUCAGCAAGAAGCUCCCCAGCCAUUUCUAAGAUCAAAAGUGUAUCUCCUCACAAGUUUAUGUCAAGGUCUCCAAACCCUUUUCAUUCGUCAAAGACAAAUUCUCCACGACCAAAAGCUCAUAAAAUUAACUUCGAUACCGUCCCACUCAUCCUCCAACAAGCAGAAACUAUGUUCUCGGGUCUCACCCCGUCCGUUGUAUUCAACUCAUCAGUCGAUGGAUGGGAGUCUAGAGAAUUGAACUCAAAGAUUGAAGGUCUCGACAAGUUGAUGUUUGUCAUUAAAAUGUCGGAAGGAUGGCAAUUCGGGUUCUACUCCGAAGACAUCGCCCCAGUCCAUAAUCACUCCGAGAACACACAAGUCUCUUCUUCAAACAUGUUCCUCUUUACAACAGACUCCUGUGGAAACAAAUUCACUGUAAUUAACAGAAAGAAUAAGACUGAACGUUCCUUCACCCUUCACACAAAUACCGAAAGGGAAUUUCUUCUGACGUGCUACUCAGCAUUUUGGCUGACGUCUUCGCGAAAGGUGUACUUACACCAAUUAUUUAAAACUACAUAUCAAGUCAAUGGAUUACCAAAUGACAAUCUUCUUUCAAUAAAACAGACUGGUUCUACGUGCCAGAGUCUUACUGUACUUCACUGGGCGUAA